AUGCAUAGCCUCUCUAAUUUCUCAAGCUUUACCAGUCAUUCUAAAACAUUAUCACACACCUUUAGCACUUCAAAUAUAUCAUCAAUAUCAUGCCAACGAAAAUACUCAUGCCAAUCUAUUACAGAAGAUGAACAACAAGAAUUAUCUGAUGAACAAGAAAUAAAAUAUAUUAAAUAUCUGCAAGUAUUAUAUGAAAAACAUCAAAAUGAAGAAGCCUAUGAAUUAGAAAUAAAGAAUAAUAUGAAAGAAUUAAACGAUCUGAGAGAAAGGAAUAUUGAGGAUCAAAAAAAAUUGAACGAACAAAUGUAUUACUCCGAAACGAUGAAAGAGUUAAAACGAUGGGAAGAAAUAAUGGAUAAAGAGGCCGAACUUUUAACGCCGAUAUGCGACGCGUUCGAUGUAUGCCUGCCCAUAUACCAAAAGGUUAUAAACGCUUUGGAAAUUCAAUCGAACAAAUUGCCCGUCAAGAAUAUUGUACCCUUUAUGACCGAUAACGAGGAAUCCAGUGCAAACCAAACCCAAAUUCACGAAUUAAUACAGUCUACUGCCGAAAUCAGCGCAGCUAUAGCGGAGUUGCAGACACUUCUCGAUCUCGGUCCUAACAGUGUACCAUUAAAGGUGCUUGCUGUAGAACAGGAAAUCCUCGACAUGACUAAAGAUAUCGCCGAGAAUGAGAAGGAGUUGAAGAGAUUAAAUGGCUUGGAAUCAGGAACACGUAUCAACCUAGGCAGGAGUGAAUGCUUAGGAAAUUGGAUCGGCAGAUCUAAAUUAUUGGCGCAGGUCAAUAAAAAAUGUCCUUAA
Molecule: messenger RNA, 801 nt
Organism: Gordionus sp. m RMFG-2023
Lineage: Eukaryota; Metazoa; Nematomorpha; Gordioida; Chordodea; Parachordodidae
Exons: 6
Coding region: 1-801 (266 amino acids)
Source: RefSeq, a predicted model, not a curated record